GGAUUAGCGCUUGGCUUAGCUGGCGCUGAGAGGCGAGCGCGGGGUUCCCCGAGAGCGUCCAGAGCCAUGCCGGCGGAGCAGCCCGCGAGCAGCGGCGGGCCCCCGGUUCCCGGAAUGGUUGAACAGGAGGAGACUGCUGUGAUUACCCCAGCCAUGCUGGAGGAGGAGACGCAGCUCGAGGCUGCGGGACUGGAGAGGGAGCGMAAGAUGAUGGAGAAGGCUCGCAUGUCGUGGGACAGAGAGUCCACAGAAAUUCGCUACCGUAGACUUCAACAUUUGCUUGAAAAAAGUAAUAUCUACUCCAAAUUCUUGUUGACUAAAAUGGAGCAGCAGCAGUUAGAGGAACAGAAGAAGAAAGAAAAAUUGGAGAGAAAAAAGGAAUCUUUAAAAGUUGCAAAGGGAAAAAAUUUAGUUGGUGGAAGUGGAGAGAAUGCAGCCAUGAAAAAGAAAAGAGGAAGAGAAGAAGAAUCAUAUAAUAUUUCAGAGGUCAUGACAAAAGAGGAAAUUCUGUCUGUGGCUAAAAAAAAUAAAAAGGAGAAAGAGGAUGAAAGUUCCUCCUCUGCUAAUCUCUGUGUAGAAGAUCUUCAGAAAAAUAAAGAUUCAAAUAGUAUGAUUAAAGAUAGAUUGUCUCAGACAGUUAGGCAGAAUGCUAAAUUCUUUUUUGACCCAGUUCGGAAAUGUAAUGGACAGCCAGUGCCCUUUCAACAACCAAAGUACUUCACAGGAGGAGUGAUGCGAUGGUACCAAGUAGAAGGCAUGGAAUGGCUUAGGAUGCUUUGGGAAAAUGGAAUUAAUGGCAUUUUAGCAGAUGAAAUGGGCCUCGGAAAGACAGUUCAGUGCAUUGCUACAAUUGCAUUGAUGAUUCAGAGAGGAGUGCCUGGACCUUUUCUUGUUUGUGGCCCUUUGUCUACACUUCCUAACUGGAUGGCCGAAUUCAAAAGGUUUACACCAGAAAUUCCGACAAUGUUAUAUCAUGGAACUCAGGAAGAACGUCAAAAAUUGGUAAGGAAUAUUCACAAAAGGAAUGGAACACUGCAGAUUCAUCCUGUGGUAAUUACAUCAUUUGAAAUAGCCAUGAGAGACCGAAAUGCAUUACAGCAUUGUUAUUGGAAAUACUUAAUAGUAGAUGAAGGACACAGGAUUAAGAAUAUGAAAUGCCGUCUAAUCAGGGAGUUAAAACGGUUCAAUGCUGAUAACAAACUUCUUUUGACUGGUACUCCCUUACAAAACAAUUUAUCAGAACUUUGGUCAUUGCUAAACUUUUUGUUGCCAGAUGUAUUUGAUGACUUGAAAAGCUUUGAGUCUUGGUUUGACAUCACUAGUCUUUCUGAAACUGCUGAAGACAUUAUAGCCAAAGAAAGAGAGCAAAAUGUAUUGCAUAUGCUGCACCAGAUUCUGACUCCUUUUUUACUAAGAAGACUAAAAUCUGAUGUUGCUCUUGAAGUUCCUCCUAAACGAGAAGUAAUUGUUUAUGCACCGCUUUCGAAGAAACAAGAAGUCUUUUACACAGCAAUUGUGAAUCGUACAAUUGCAAAUAUGUUUGGAACCAGUGAGAAAGAAACAGUUGAACUAAGUCCUACUGGACGACCAAAACGGCGAACUAGAAAAUCAAUAAAUUACAGCAAGAUAGAUAACUUUCCUAAUGAAUUGGAAAAACUGAUCAGUCAAAUACAGCCAGAGGUGGACAGAGAAAGAACUGUGGUGGAAGUGAAUAGCCCUAUAGAAUCUGAAGUUAAUCUGAAGCUGCAGAAUAUAAUGAUGCUACUUCGUAAAUGCUGUAAUCAUCCAUAUCUGAUUGAAUAUCCUAUAGAUCCUGUUACACAAGAGUUUAAGAUUGAUGAAGAAUUAGUAACAAAUUCUGGGAAAUUCUUARUUUUGGAUCGAAUGUUGCCAGAACUGAAAAAAAGAGGUCACAAGGUGCUGCUUUUUUCACAAAUGACAAGAAUGUUGGACAUUCUGAUGGAUUACUGCCAUCUUAGAAAUUUCAACUUUAGCAGGCUUGAUGGGUCCAUGUCUUAUUCCGAGAGAGAGGAAAAUAUGCACAGUUUCAACACAGAUCCAGAUGUGUUUAUCUUCUUAGUGAGUACACGAGCUGGUGGCCUGGGCAUUAAUUUGACUGCAGCAGAUACAGUUAUCAUUUAUGAUAGUGAUUGGAACCCCCAGUCUGAUCUUCAGGCCCAGGAUCGAUGUCAUAGAAUUGGUCAGACAAAGCCAGUUGUUGUAUAUCGCCUUGUUACAGCAAAUACUAUUGACCAGAAAAUUGUGGAAAGAGCAGCUGCUAAACGAAAACUGGAAAAGUUGAUCAUUCACAAAAAUCAUUUCAAAGGUGGUCAGUCUGGAUUAAAUCAAUCUAAGAAUUUCUUAGAUCCUAAGGAAUUAAAGGAGUUAUUAAAAUCUAGAGAUUAUGAAAGGGAAGUCAAAGGAUCAAGAGAAAAGGUCAUUAGUGAUAAAGAUCUUGAGUUGUUGUUAGAUCGAAGUGAUCUCAUUGAUCAAAUGAAGGCCUCAGGACCGAUUAAAGAGAAGACAGGGAUAUUCAAGAUACUAGAAAAUUCUGAAGAUUCCAGUCCUGAAUGUUUGUUUUAA
Molecule: messenger RNA, 2583 nt
Organism: Urocitellus parryii (Arctic ground squirrel)
Lineage: Eukaryota; Metazoa; Chordata; Mammalia; Rodentia; Sciuridae
Gene: Hells
Product: helicase, lymphoid specific
Biological process (GO): negative regulation of gene expression via chromosomal CpG island methylation; lymphocyte proliferation; DNA methylation-dependent constitutive heterochromatin formation
Cellular component (GO): pericentric heterochromatin; nucleus
Molecular function (GO): chromatin binding; ATP binding
Source: RefSeq, a predicted model, not a curated record